Molecule: messenger RNA, 627 nt
Organism: Adineta steineri
Lineage: Eukaryota; Metazoa; Rotifera; Eurotatoria; Adinetida; Adinetidae
Source: the annotation of a GenBank genome assembly
AUGGAAAUAAUACCUAAAUUAAUUAUUAUUUUUGUGAUUAGCACAAUCUAUGUUCAAGGAGAAAUCUCUCCAGCAAAAAUUAAGAAUGAUGCGGCAAAAAUGGCUGAAAUCUAUCGGAAGUAUAUGAUGAAUUCUCCAAAAAACACAAUUCGUGGCAUUUUUCAAGCACGAUGCUUUACAAUAGGUUUGUGUUGCGAUAAGUCAAAAAGUCAGGUGUUCGAUAUUGUUGACAGUCAUACACUUGAAGAUAAAUGUACUAAUCAUCCAGAACUAAUGCAAAGUACAUAUGGAAAACAAUGUUCAGAUGAGAAAAAGUCAUUGGAUACGAUUAAAAAAAGUUCGGAAUAUGCUCGAUUCUUGAAGCUUCAUAGUGGAGUUCCAGGAAGUGAUCAACUUAUCAGAAAUUGGCGAUCACAAAUGAAGAAAGCAUGUACUGCAGAUGAACUUACAUACUAUUGUUGUUAUCCAGAUGCUAUGUAUCCAUUUCAGUUAUGUCAAGAAAAAAUGUUACAAUCACUCGCUAAUCAAAAUGGUGGUAAAAAUUAUGAUGGUUUUCUUCACAACUGGAUCAAUGAUUUUACCACAUUUAACGAAAGAAUUGCCAAAGAAUUUCCAAAAUCAACUUAA